AUGCAGCUGUGGGGCGCCGAGGUGGACGCGCUGCAGCCGGGCGACAUCGUGCGCCUCACCAGCGGCAUCUUCUCGUUCCACAAGUCGAACCUGGUGCUGCGCGCGGGCAAGAAGGGCGCACUGGAGAAGAUCGGCGAGUUCACAAUGGUGUUCGUGGAGGCGCCCAACAUGAGUCGCCUGCAGUGGGCGCCUGACCCCGCCAACCCCAAGCACUGGGUGCCGAGGGGGGGCAUGCCUGCAGGCGCCAUGGCACCGCACGCCAGAUAG
Messenger RNA from Closterium sp. Yama58-4, 267 nucleotides. NCBI's taxonomy places the organism in Eukaryota, Viridiplantae, Streptophyta, Zygnematophyceae, Desmidiales, Closteriaceae. The record is from the annotation of a GenBank genome assembly.